AUGGCAUCCCGGGAGGCUUCCGAAACGUCCUUUUUCAGCCUGAGCGGUGUAAGAGAGCGGAUGCGGGAGAAGAAGAAGGGUGCCCUGAGGACUGCGAAGUUGAAUGCCUCAAUUGCAUCAAAAAUCAAAACGAAAAUCAUUAACAACUCCUCCACUAUUAAAGUCUCCCUGAAGCACAACAAUAAAGCAUUGGCCCUGGCCCUCAAUGCAGAGAAAGCCAACGUGCAGCGGCUCACCCAGGAGAAGACGGUCUUACAGAAGGAGGUGGAGCAGUGCCACUUCCAAAAUGCUGUGCUGCGGCACAAGCUCUCCUUCCUGAAUGACACCUUGAAACAAGUUGAAAACCUUGUGGCUGCGGUUAAGAUGGCCCGGCUCUCUGAGUUUGAUACAAGUUCUGUGUCCUUGUCCAAUGGUCCGAAGAGCAGCAUGACUGAGGAUAGCUGGGCUGAUGAUACUGUAGAUGGUCAGCUUGUAAGGGCUGCAGGGAUGCCAAUGAGGGUGCCCAUUUCCAAGCUAUGUGGUGCAGGACAGCAAGGUAGUGGGGCCACAGCAGUACAGGCAUCCUCACUGUAUCUUCAGAGACCUGUUUCUGAUGAGCCCCUGGAAGUUGUGCCUGUUGCCUCCAAAGACACUUUGCCGCCUCAGUCCUACCAGGAAGAGAAUGGGAAGAAGUCAGCUGAAGCAAUGGAAGCACAAGAGGCUCUUCUUGACUCUUGCAUCUUUGGAG
Messenger RNA from Merops nubicus (carmine bee-eater), 727 nucleotides. RefSeq names its product shugoshin-like 2. The record is from RefSeq and is a predicted model, not a curated record. The transcript is spliced from 5 exons. Lineage: Eukaryota; Metazoa; Chordata; Aves; Coraciiformes; Meropidae. The annotation marks the transcript as partial. Gene Ontology annotation, cellular component: chromosome, centromeric region.